Messenger RNA from Paramecium primaurelia, 335 nucleotides. The record is from the annotation of a GenBank genome assembly. NCBI's taxonomy places the organism in Eukaryota, Ciliophora, Oligohymenophorea, Peniculida, Parameciidae.
AUGACCAUUAAAUUCAAAACAUAUCAAGAUUAUAGUGAUACGGAUGUCAAAAUAGAAGAAGAGGACACUCAAGGUAGAAAGAAUAAAAUAUUAAAGCAAAAGUAUAAGUUAAAGACACAAGAAAUAAACUAGUUGGAGAAAACAUUUAAGACUUAAUUGUAACAUUACAGAUUAAAUAGAAAUUAUUUGAGAUAUUCAAAUUAUAAACUGAUAUUGAAUUUGAAAAUCAAUUGAUGUCAUUAUUUGGUUAAAAUCUUUUUGAUGUUUAUUAGAUUAUUACAUAUAAACAAAUAUUUAUAUUGUACUCUCUUCAACAAGGAGGCUUAUAGUGUUGA